This is a messenger RNA of Arthroderma uncinatum, 3093 nucleotides long. RefSeq lists its product as uncharacterized. Lineage: Eukaryota; Fungi; Ascomycota; Eurotiomycetes; Onygenales; Arthrodermataceae. Bases 1 to 3093 code for a protein of 1030 amino acids. Gene Ontology annotation, biological process: ERAD pathway. Gene Ontology annotation, molecular function: protein binding. The record is from RefSeq and is a predicted model, not a curated record. The transcript has 4 exons. Gene Ontology annotation, cellular component: endoplasmic reticulum membrane.
AUGAAUGCAUCAACUACAGAUCAGUCAUCCUCGGGUCGGUCGUUUAAGAAAAAUGGGAGGUUGGCGGAAGCCGUCAGGUUGCUGGAAGGAGCUGCUAACAAGAACAACUCCGAUGCUACAUUUCUCCUCGCGGAGAUGAACUUUUACGGGAACUUUACACACCCACGGAACUUUUCAAAGGCAUUCCGGUACUAUGACUCGCUAGCAACCUUGACUGGAAACAGCACCGCUCAGUAUAUGCUUGGGUUCAUGUAUGCCACUGGAAUCGGUGGGGUCGUGGAGCGGGAUCAGGGCAAAGCAAUGUUAUAUCAUACCUUUGCCGCCAUGGGAGGCAAUACGAGGUCACAGAUGACGCUGGCGUACCGCCGGUAUAUAGGAAUUGGAGCCACACAGGACUGUGACCAGGCCGUAUACUGGUAUAAGAAAGUGGCCGAUAAGGCAAUCUCAUGGUAUAGAUCUGGUCCCCCUGGCGGUAUAACCAUGCGCUCGGAAGCCUUCCGAUGGGCUGAUGAGGAAGGUGGCGUGUACGGCGAGGGGGCCAGCGUGUCCAGCGCCGGCGUUAAUGCGCUUAGAGACGUCCAUUCUAGCGCUGAUGCGAGUCUGGAUGAUGUAUUGGAAUACCUGGAUCUCCUGGCUAAAAAGGGCGACACCAAAGCCACGUUCAGCCUGGGGAAAAUGUUCUAUGAAGGAUCGCGACAGCUGGAAAGAAGCUAUAGGAAAGCCAUGAUGUACUUUGUGGUAGUUGCGAGAAAGUAUUGGACCAAGGACGGGACGGUUAAUCCCAACCACCCACCGGGUAUUGACAAGAUUGCUGCUCAAUCUGCUGGCCAUAUUGGCCUCAUGUUCCUUCGCGGCGAAGGCACGGAGCAGAACUUCCAGAAAGCCAAAAUCUGGUUUACACGAGGAAGAUCAAACGGUGAUUCAAUGUGUCAACAUUAUCUGGGCCUUAUGUACUUGCAUGGCUACGGUGUUGAGCAAGAUGUAAUGAUGGCCGCCUCGUACUUCAAGGCCGCAGCUGAACAGGAUAAUUACCACUCCAAAACUAGGCUGGGUGCGUUAUUCCUCGAUCAAGGAGAUGUCGUCACGGCCACGAUAUACUUUGAAGCAGCUGCUCGGCACGGUGGAAUGGAAGCGCUCUAUUACCUCGCAGGGAUUGCAGAUCGGGGCCUCGGUGGGCAGCGUCAUUGCGGCGUGGCUACGGCAUACUACAAGAUGGUUUCUGAGAAAAUAGAGGCUAUUCACUCUGCCUUUGGCGAAGCAAACGAUGCAUACGAGCUUGGGGAUAAGGAAUUAGCACUUAUCAUCGCGACCAUGGCAGCCGAACAAGGUUAUGAGAGUGCGCAGGCAAACGUAGCAUACCUUCUUGACGAGAAACGAUCAGUGUUAUCCCUCGACCCGAUCCUGCCGUGGAUAAGGGGUGGCCGCUCAUCACUUCUCCGCAAUGCAGCUCUGGGCUUCAUCUACUGGGCCCGCUCGGCUAAACAAGCCAAUGUCGAUUCCAUGGUUAAACUAGGAGAUUACUAUUUUGAAGGCUAUGGUACAAAACAAGAUAUAUCAAGGGCAUUGACCUGCUAUCACUCCGCUGCUGAGGGCCAUAGUGCUCAAGCAUUCUGGAAUCUCGGUUGGAUGUAUGAGAAUGGCCUGCACGUUGAGCAGGACUUCCCAAUGGCCAAACGGUACUACGAUCUUGCCUUGGAAACGAAUCGGGAGGCGUACUUCCCCGUCACACUUAGCCUGCUUCGCCUGCGUAUUAGGAAUUUUUGGAAUAAGCUGGUACGAGGGAAGGCUAAUACGAUCAACGCUGAACCUGAUACAAACACUCCGCGGACUUUCAAGGAAUGGAUUGCCCACUUUAUCAACUAUAGUGAAGAGGAAGAAGCAUACCAGAACGGGCUCCGCCAACAGGGGGCUACUGAUCCUGAUGCUAUCCUCGACGAAACAGCCAACGCGCACGCUCAGGACCAAGACCUAAAUUACUAUGACGAGGAAGCCCUCGAUUUUGACGACGGCAUCCUAGAAAGUCUCAUAAUAAUUGGCCUCGUCGCCACGCUGGUGCUUCUGCUACAUUUCCGACAACAGCGAGCAGCACGUCGAGCAGCGCAAGAUGCUAAUAACGCCAUUAAUCAACCUCAAGGCCAGAACGACGACAACCAGCAACAAAACCAAGGAGCCAAUGGUGCUGGUAAUGCAGGCGAAGAUAGGGGCUAUUUCCCACCCCCAAAUGACCCCAAUUUUGCAGCCAACCAGGAACAUCGUUUGUCUGCGCAAGGAGGUAAAAUGGUAUCAGGCACGACCUCGAUCAAGAAACGCAAGUUCGACGAAGCGUCCUCCAUCCUUGCGAGGCCAUUCAAGUCGCCCCUUCGCAAGGAUCUGGAUACGGAGUCUUCGGCUUCUACGCAGUCUACAUCCACAAACACGUCUGACGAAAGAGCACAUACUGUUGACCUUGCCCAAUAUUCGCCGUCUCGCUCAUCUAGUGAUCCAUGUGCUACGCCAUCAACACCACCACCAAAUAAUACCCCUACUACUGAAGCUCUGUCUACCACACCAACCGUCAACACUCGAACCCAUCUCGCUUCCCUCCAAAAGGAACAACAUAGCUUGCAAUCCCAGCUAUCCCGCCAACGCGCGGAAUUAGACACACUCAACCAGGCGACCAAAAUCCUAGAGCAGCACAAAGCCGCCGAGUUGGAGAUUCUUAUACGCAAAUGGCGAGGGGUAAGCAGGGAAGCAGCUGAGGAUCUAUUCGUUAGUGCAAAGGAUAAGGUGAACAGGAUGGGUGGGGUGAGGGUCUACAACGAGAAGAUGAAGAAGGGGAAGAUGAGGCAGCAGGAAUGGGUUGGGUGGGACGAUAAGCAGGAUGAAGACGAGGAUGCGGAGGCGGGCAGUGAGGUUGAGAGAGAAAAGGAGAGGAGAAAAGCCGAAAUGGAGGAGAUGUUGUGCAUUCAGGAGAAAGAGGGGGCCGGAGAUGGAGAUCAAGAGGAGAGCGAAGGUGAUGAAGAGAGCUUCACAAUGGACAUGAUGCUGAAGGGCUUGAAUGUCGACCUGAAGGUCAUCGGCUUUGACAAGGGGAGCCAGAAGUGGGAAGACUAA